Molecule: messenger RNA, 5043 nt
Organism: Styela clava
Lineage: Eukaryota; Metazoa; Chordata; Ascidiacea; Stolidobranchia; Styelidae
Source: RefSeq, a predicted model, not a curated record
GCGCUAACGCUGCUAAUCGCGCUCGGUCUUCAUUUGUUUUCGUUGCGGGUGCUUUUUCCUGUAGCAAAAUGAGUGGACGUUUGGAAAGUAUCGAAGUUGAAAACUUCAAAUCAUACAAAGGAAAAAUACUGAUUCCUUUCAAGAGGUUCACGGCUAUCAUAGGACCUAAUGGAUCGGGAAAGUCAAAUCUUAUGGACGCAAUCAGUUUCGUCCUAGGAGAGAAGACUAGCAGUUUGAGAGUUAAGAAAUUGUCGGAUUUGAUCCAUGGCGCCCCCGUUGGUGCUCCUGUCGCAAACAGAGCUAGAGUCACAGCGACGUACGUUGAUGAAAAAGGAGAGAAAACUGUCUUUUCAAGAAUAAUCAAAGGUUCUUCAGCCGAACACAGAAUCAAUGAAAAAGUUGUUCCCCAUGCCGACUACAACAAGGAAAUGGAGAGAAUUAAUAUUUUCAUCAAAGUCAAGAAUUUCUUAGUUUUCCAAGGACAAGUGGAAUCAAUUGCUAUGAAAAAUCCGAAAGAACGGACCCAACUCUUCGAAGAGAUAUCUGGAUCUUCAGAAUUUAAAGAGGAAUAUGAAAGAGCAAAAGCUGAAAUGGUCGCCUCGGAACAGGAGACGCAGUAUUCGUAUCAUAGGAAGAAAGGCAUUGCUGCUGAAAGAAAAGAAGCCAAACAGGAAAAAGAGGAAGCGGAGAAAUACGAAAAGCUGCGGGAUGAUUACGCUCAACAACGGUUACAAGUUAUGUUGUUCAAGUUCUUCUAUAACGAUAGAGAAAUGGAAAAAAUGCACGAAACAUUGCAGCACAAGAACAAAGAUCUCAAGCAUCUUAUGCGGAAAGCAGAACGCACAGAAGAAGAAGUGAAAACCAGGAAGCAAGAGCAGGGAAAGAUGAUGAGAGAGGCGGCAUCUGUCGAGAAGAAGAUCCAAGAGAAGGAGACAGAACUGAACAAGAAGAGACCAAUGUAUAUCAAGGCGAAAGAAAACACAAAUUUUGUAAUGAAGAAGUUGGAAUCGGCCAAAAAAUCUCUCCGAACUGCAGAGAUGCGACACGAGAGUCACAUGCAUGUGAUUGAAGAUUUAAAGCAACAACUGGCAGAUGUGGAGUCUAAAAGAUUAGAGUUUGAAUCACAGGUCGAACUCGACAGUCAGACUGAAGGUCGUGACCUUGAGCUGGAAGAGUCGCAGAUCAACGAAUACAAUCGCUUGAAAGAGGAAGCGGCAAAACGAUCGACUGCAAUAAAUAUGGAAAUUGAGAAAUUACUUCGAGAACAACAAACUGACCAGGAAAAACUUGAUGCUGAACGUCGUAAGAAAAGCGAACUCUGGUCUUUGCAGAAACAGAAAAGUAAAGAACUGGAGGAGGCUACGUCAAGAGUUGACAAAUUGAGAGAUUACAUUAAGACAAGCCGACAGACUUUGGCAGAACACAAGAAACUGAAGAGUGAAUUGGAAAAUGAGGUUCAAGGGUCAUAUGAACGAAUUCGUGAAAUCAACGUAGAGUUAGAAGAAGUCAUGAAAAAGCAAGGAGAUGCAAAAGUCGAUCGUACGGAAAGUUCAAGACAACAAAGGAAAGCGGAAUUACUUGCAAAUCUGAAGAGACUCUUCCCUGGAGUGCAUGGGCGUGUUCUGGAUCUCUGCGAACCAGUUCACAAUCGUUACAAAAUUGCCAUCACUAAAGUUCUCGGGAAAUACAUGUACGCGAUCGUUUGUGACACAGAAAAAACAGCAAGGGAUUGUAUCCAGUAUAUGAAAGAGCAGUGCGAUGAACCAGAAACGUUUUUACCGCUGGAUUAUAUCGACGCAAAACCUGUGAACGACAAAUUGAGAGAAAUUAGGGAGCCAAAAGGAGUUAAACUGGUCAUUGAUGUGAUUCGUUACGACCCUCCAACGAUUAAGCGAGCGCUACAAUUUACUUGCGGAAAUUCUCUCGUCUGUGAGACCGCAGAUGAUGCACGGAAAGUUGCUUUUGGACAAGUUGAAAAACAUAAGGAUAUGUUUCAGAGACCUGAUGGGACAAAAAGAAGAAAUCAGGCAGUUGCAUUGGACGGCACAUUGUUCCAGAAAUCCGGCGUGAUAUCCGGUGGCGCCACAGAUCUCAAGAGGAAAGCCCAGAGAUGGGAUGAGAAGGCCUUGGAUCAGCUCAGAGCAAAGAAGGAGAAACUAACUGAAGAGUUAAAACAAGAAAUGAAGAAGAAACGUAAAGAAUCGGACUUGAAGAAUAUUAUUAGUCAGAUAGGAGGACUGGAGAACAGGAUCAAGUACUCACAGAAUGAUUUGAAUAAUACGGAAUGUAGAAGCAUGAAGGAACAUAAAGAUAAAAUUGAAGAGUACGAACACGAGUUGCAGAACUUUGAGCCUCGAUUUAUGGAAAUUGAGGAAAGAAUGAGAACUCGUGAGUCUGAGAUCGGAACGUACAGAUCAUCUAUGAACGAGGUUGAAGAUGACGUGUUCCGUACGUUCUGCGUCCAAAUUGGCGUUCCAAAUAUCAGAGUCUAUGAGGAAAGAGAGCUUAGCAGACAACAGGAGAUCAUGAAAAAAAGGCUUGAGUUCGAAAACCAGAAGUCUCGUUUGUCAAACCAGUUGGAAUACGAAGGGUCGCUGGAUACUCACCAGAACGUCCAGAAGUGGAACGAAAUGAUUAAAUCAGAUGAAGAAAAUAUUAAAGUUCAUAAGCAGGAAGAGAAGAAGGCUAUGAAGGUCAUCCAAGAAGCAGAAGACCAGUUACAGGAACUCAAAACCAAGAAGAUUCAAAAGAAACGAGAUGUUGAUGACAGAGCUACUGAGAUUGAAGAAAUCAGGAAAGAAACUGCAAAGAUUAAUAAGGAAAUCACUCAAACACAGAAAGCCAUCUCUGCAUCUGAGCUGAAAGUCGAACAAGUCCGUGAACAGAAGCAUUCGCUGUUCCAGCAGUCUAAGAUGGAAGAUAUAUAUUUACCAUUGAAGCAAGGAUCUUUAUCAGAUAUUGUAGCUCCUUCGGACGCUUCAGAUGCAGCAAGUCAAGCAACCAGUGUCAGCCAAACUCAAGCGAUGUACGACAUGGAGGCUAGGAUUGAAGUUGACUACAGGAAACUGCCUAACAGUCUGAAGGACCUGGAGGGAGAUGAAAUCAAGCAUGACCUUGAUCGUUUGAUGUCACGCUUGGGCGAGUUGAAUGCUACGAUUCAUCGAAUCUCCGCACCGAAUAUGAAAGCGAUGACCCAUCUCGACGAGGUUAAAAAUCGUUACACAGAAUCCAAAGAUCAGUUUGAUAGCAUUAGGAGAAGAGCUAAGAAAGCCAAACAGGAUUUCGAGAUGGUGAAACGUAAACGAAUCGAACAUUUCAACCAGUGCUUUGAUUACGUUGCGACAAAAAUUGACGAGAUCUACAAGAAUCUUUCCAGAAACAACAGCGCACAAGCUUUCCUCGGACCCGAGAAUCCAGAGGAGCCGUAUUUGGAAGGCAUCACAUACAACUGUGUAGCUCCCGGCAAAAGAUUUCGACCAAUGGACAAUCUCUCCGGUGGAGAAAAGACAGUGGCCGCUCUUGCUCUGAUCUUCGCGAUUCAUGAUUACCAGCCAUCCCCAUUUUUUGUUCUGGAUGAAAUUGAUGCAGCGCUUGAUAACACGAACAUAGGUAAGGUGGCCGAAUACAUCAAGAAUAUGUCUGAGAGUGUGCAAUGCAUUGUCAUCUCUCUCAAGGAAGAGUUCUACAAUAAAGUGGAUGCUUUAGCAGGAAUAUACCCAGAGCAAGUGGACGGCCACUGCAUUGCCAGUAAAGUUGUCACACUUGAUCUGACCUGCUACCCAGAUGCUCCACCUCAACAAUAGUGAGGGAACUACUUCUGAAGAAUCUAUGGUUUUGCAAACACAUUUUGAUAGAAUAACUUUCAUUAGACAGAAUUGUUGACGAAUGAACUACUUCUGAAGAAUCUAUGGUUUCGAAAAGACCUAGGAUGUGUUUUCUUGGAUUUACUUUAGUUGGACAGAGUUGUUUUUCUAAGUUGUUCUGUUGAAAGUGUAAUGCUUUCUUUUAAACUACUCACCGAUUGCUUCUAAAAUUUCACUUGUUCCUGUUGCUGUGGAACUCCACAUGGACAGAACUAUGUCUGUUCAAUAUUUUCGCUGCUUGAAGGACAGACUAGAGCUAAUACAUUAGUGGUUCCUAAAUAAUUUGACUAGGUGCAAUAAUUAGAAUCUGAAGGGCUUUGAUAAUGACGUAACAAUUGGUGGUAUCUUGAACGCAAAAAGGUAAAAACAUAAAGUGUUGAACUGUUUCACUUAAGUUUGGUGAGCCAUGUUAAAUCGCCAUGCGGGCGUAAUUCUGUAUUACAUCAAAUGGCCUCCAAGUUUAUUCUGUAUUUUAGAAAAUGUUUGUUUUUUUGUUAAUUUUGAAAAAGUGGAAAUGCAAAAUUUGUCUCCUUUGUAUCCAAUUUUAUUCCUCAAAUGAUAACACUUCUUUUGAGAAGUUCAUCAAUCAAACAUUGGUAUAUGAAUUUGAGAUGAACUAUGAGCUUUGCUCUUUGAACUUUUAUUCGCAGGAAGCAGGAAAUGAAUUGCUCAUUAUUUCUUGUAAAUAUUCAAUGUUGUGUAUUUGAUGUUAAUUAUGUUCCUGUUCUCAUGUUAUGUUUUUUUUUUUUCUGCAUUCGUAAUGUGAUUUCUGGAUUUUGCCGAGAAUCUGACUUCUAAAGUAGUGUCCUAACCUCCAAGCCUAUUCAACCUAUACCUAUACGAAAUCAUUCAUGGUCUCACGUGACCUUCAAAUUUUCUUCUUUCCUUGCGACCACCUUAUAUAUUUACCCAAACUAAGAACAAUAACUCAUGGAAACUUAUUCUAAAACGAGACAAUUGGACGUUUUUGAGACACUGCGAACAUUAUCUGUGGAUCAGAUCAGUAAGGGUUGCAGAUUCCAAGUUACGGGUUCCAAACCUGACCCCUUGAGAGAGUUCAAUAUUUUAUCCUAACUCUGGAGAAUGCGGACUCAUUUGAACUUGAACUCACGUAGCUGUCAAUCAUAGUUGUUAUAGUUUGUAAAUAUGCUUUGUAUGUUGAUAAAAUCUCUGAACUUGG